AGACAAGUUUUUAAUUUUUUUUAUUUAGUUUUAUGACGUCAUGAGGGUAUGUUACACACCUGACUGUUUUCUUUUACGGACAGUUAUUCGAAGUCUUUUAGUUUCAGUAAAAAUUGCACUUAACUUAAGGCAGGUACUACUCUGUACUCAGGUGAAUGAACUCGGGGGGAAGGUUAGGGGAAGAGCACACAGAACAAGUUUUAGAGAUGGGCUGGUAAUCUUGGAAUGAAAAAUAUUUUGUUUGACUCAUAAACUGUUGACGUGGCUUUUAGUUUUGACUUACCGGUGUGCAUCAACUUCAACUCAAGUGACAGCGCCCUGUAUUCUGUUGUUUUGGUUUGUUCUUUGAGAAGUUGAAGAACAUAUUUCUGAUUGGGUUAACAAUUCUCAUUUGAAACAAACAACAGAAAGAGUGAGAAAAAAUGGCUUUAAGAGAAAAAAGUAAAGCAACAGAUACAAGCAAGUCACUAAAUUUCUUGGUAAAGUCAUUUCUCGCAGGUGGAGUAGCAGGAAUGUGCUCAAAGACAGCAGUUGCUCCAUUAGACAGGAUUAAGAUUCUUUUACAAGCUCACAACAAUUAUUAUAAGCAUCUAGGUGUUUUUUCUGGACUUCAAGGAAUCGUAAAGAAUGAACAUUUAAUUGGACUGUACAAAGGAAAUGGAGCUCAGAUGGUGAGAGUUUUCCCUUAUGCUGCUGUCCAGUUUUUGUCCUUUGAAAUCUACAAAAAGUCACUUCAUAAAUCUCUAGGACACGCAUCUCAUUUCAGCAAGUUUGUUGCAGGAUCCAUGGCAGGAGUUACAGCUGUUCUGUUUACCUAUCCGUUAGAUGUGGUCAGAGCACGUCUUGCAUUUCAGAUCACAGGUGAACACAUCUACAAUGGCAUUUUUCACACACUUGUGUGUAUAUUCAAAACAGAAGGAGGAGUUCGAGCUCUGUACCAAGGAUUGUCGCCAACGGUUUUGGCGAUGAUACCAUAUGCAGGUUUGUCGUUCUAUGUUUUUGAAAGACUUAAAGCAUUUAGCUUGGAAUACUUCCCUACAACGUGUGGUCGACCAUGUUCUCGCAAUACCGGUGGAUUGGUACUAAUUGUCCCAGCUAAACUGCUGUGUGGAGGCUUAGCUGGUGCUAUUGCGCAGAGUGUAUCCUAUCCUUUGGAUGUUGCCCGACGGAGAAUGCAGCUCAGCAUGUUGCGCCCAGAGACCUACAAAUUUAGGAAAGGGUGUUUCUCAACAUUAUACCUUGUUUUUAAAGAGGAUGGGAUUGCAAAAGGACUGUAUCGUGGCAUGAGUAUUAACUACCUGCGUGCUAUACCCAUGGUGGCUGUCUCCUUUGCCACCUAUGAACUGAUGAAGCAGUUUUUGGGAUUGGAUACAGGUCUUGAUACCUGAUUAAAAAAAAAAAGUUUCUCAGUUAAAAUAUUUCAAAUUUUGUUUCGUCUAUAUGUGUCAUUCUUUUUUUUUCCUGGUUUUCACAAUUACACAAAUAACUUUAUGCUAAUUUCAUCCUUAUCUUCAUUACUUUGUGACCUAAUAUUAAUUUUAUCAUGUAUUAGAAUUUCAAAUUAAUGGAGUUUUCAAUAUAGCCAGAAAAUUUCAUCUUGUAGUAAAAUAUAUUUUAAACACUUGUUUCUGCUUAUGUGUGUGUUCAUAAUCAAUACAUUCACAAUUUAAUUAAUUAUUAUUUUAAGCAUUCUGUGUAUUAAAAAGUAUGUUAGUAAUGAAUAUUGUAUACUAACAAGGCCAGUGAGAAAUAGUAAUUAAAUAGGUAUGGAAUUUAAACGUUGAUCAAAAGAAGUAUUUAAGUAUAGAAAUUUAAAUCUAAUGAUUUAAUGAAAUGUCUUUUCAGGACUGAAAUCUGUAUCAAUGGAUUGAACCUUCAUGUAAGCUUAAGUACUUGUAGUUUUACAUAGUUUGAUGUGUGAAUUUGAAUAAUGUUCCACGUAUUGCGUACAAAAAAAAUCUUAUUACAAAGUUAAAUAUUCAGCCUCAUUACUUAAUUUUCAAAGAAAUAACUUCUUGAAUCAAAAAGCAAAUUAUUUUCUCCCCCCCC
Limulus polyphemus (Atlantic horseshoe crab) is the source of this 2049-nucleotide messenger RNA. Its product is annotated as graves disease carrier protein-like. Lineage: Eukaryota; Metazoa; Arthropoda; Merostomata; Xiphosura; Limulidae. The transcript has 10 exons. The record is from RefSeq and is a predicted model, not a curated record. The coding region runs from base 423 to 1388 and encodes 321 amino acids. Gene Ontology annotation, cellular component: mitochondrial inner membrane. Gene Ontology annotation, biological process: transmembrane transport.